UCAAAUUUCAAGUGAUAUCGGAAAACGAAUUUUUUUCGUUUCGCUUGUUUUAUUAUUCGAAUAUAGUCUUCGUGAGGUCCUAACUUUUGGUAGAAGUUUCAUUAGGUAACGAUCAAGCCAAAUUAGAAUGAAACCGGCUCCGUUUAUGCCCUACGGCGCUACGGCAUUUGGAAGCUGAUUUGGCGUGACACGCACGUACUCAUAUACACAUCGGUAUGAAGCCAAUUGGGUCAGAAUCCGACAUUCAAAACAUAUCGAGUCAUGAAAUAACAUCGACGUUCCCGCGAAAUAGAAACGAGAAACACGUAACUAAUGUAAUUCGCGACCAUACUUUCACAAAUCAUUUUUUAGCAACUACAUCGGGUAAGCGGAUCGAUUACCCAUCUGUCCACAAGGGAUAUUUUCCUCUUUUUCCUCGUCUUUGUCUCUCCGAUCCUCGUCAAUUCGAAUCGACUCGGUGAAGGGUGGACACCAAACUCUGGCCCGGGGCGGAGAUGGGAGAAAAUCGCCCACGAUUCUCGUCGAUAAAUCAUCGCGAAUCGGUGGUGAAACGAACGUGUUACGCUCGCACUCCGAUACAGUAAAAAUGAAAAUACGUCGCAGCGACAGAUACAGCAAAGUAUAAUUGGGUGUAGCCGACGAUUCGAAAUCGAUGGUUCUAAUCUGUUCCGAUUAGACUACUGCCAAGUCGAGUGUCGAGUGCUCGCAAUAGCAUCGUUACUGAAAAAAAAGGUAGUGGCGCAAUCCCGAUCCGAACUAUCGAGAGUUAGCAGCCGUCCCGAUCACCAUCAACGAAAUUCGCCCCGAUUUUCACCCGCCGAUAUCGGCGCUGGUGGACGUCGAACGAAGACGGAUAGAACGGCGAACGGCGCUACGAGUUCCGCAUGAACGGCACCCACGUGUUUCAGUUGGCAAUGUAAAUAUAACGUAAUCAGGGCCCGAUACUCGUCCGCGAUGCUCUCUCGUCGACCUGAUAAUUAUGCAUUGAAACCCCCAUGCGGAGGGACCCGCCAAUGUCGGCUUAUCGGACGCUGCGCCAGUUAUGAUAAAAGCAUCACCCAUCACCCAUCACUCGCUCAAAACUGGCAGCGGCAGAAUCGUAGCGAGUGACUCGUCGUGGUUGCGAGUAAGCGGGUAGCGCACAGACGGAUAGCGAACCGCGAAUACGGCGAUAGUGGCGAAUAUAACGAGUUGCAGAAAGCGGAAAGCAAGCGCGCAAAUAACGAACGGCCACCGGCGAAUAAGCGGCCCCCGCUGCUAAAGAUUGUUGUCCGACACAUCACCUUAGUCUACAGUCGGAUACAUUCGUUCCCCGCUACAUAUUCGAAACGGAGCGGACCAUUCCAUAAGAGAAGCAUGUCUCGCAGAAGCUCUCCGGAAGGGUUCAGACAGCUGAUAAAGGACGAGGCGCCGUGGGGAGAAACCCUUCUGACCGGACUCGCCGAGCUCGUCGGAACUGCGAUUUUGGUAUUCAUCGGUUGCAUGGGAUGCGUGGGCUCCCUCGCCGACCCUCCGUCCCAGCUGCAAAUCUCUCUGACGUUCGGAUUCGCGGUGACAUGCGUUAUACAACUCAUCGGACACAUCAGCAUCGCUCACAUCAAUCCGGCCGUGACGAUCUGCUCGAUGAUACUCGGCCUCAAGUCCCUUCCCACGGGGGUGAUAUACAUGGUCGGUCAGGUGCUGGGAGCAGUUAUCGGCUACGGAAUGUUGAAGGUUGUGACGCCGAGCGACCUUCUCCACGCGGGUGGCGACGGAUCGUCGAGCACCUCUUUCUGCAUGACGAUGGUCUCGACGAAGUUGACGCUCGUACAGGGUCUGCUGACGGAGACCGUGGCGACGGGCAUACUGAUAUUUUUGUGCUGCGCUAGUUGGGAUCCCCGCAACGAGAAGAAUUCGGAUUCCACCGCGCUCAAGUUCGGACUGACCGUCGCGGCUCUGGCGAUGGCGGCCACCCCGUACACCGGUUGCAGCAUGAAUCCGGCGAGAUCGUUCGGACCGGCAUUGUGGAACAACGAGUGGACGGGGCAUUGGGUGUACUGGCUGGGACCCAUCGUGGGUUCGGUGAUCGUGAGCCUCGCUUACAAGAUCCUCUGGUGGCCGAGGAAAUCGCUGGAAGAAGAAAUUAUAGCCGAGGCGGUAGCGCUCAACGCCGUUGAGAGCGAAAAGCCCGAGGUGAGACCGUGAUUACGAUUCCGGUGAGCUCCGUCAUUAAUUACGAGCAAAUGGGAACCCCGACAGAUUCAGGCUAAUCGUUCUAAUCGUCGACCGUCUCUCUUGAAUGGUUUCAGCAAAACUGAUUAAGAGAUCCUCCGCGUCAGCGUGGAUCACAGCGGGCGCGAGGAUCAGGGGUUUCCUUUGUCCUCGUCUGACAGCCGUGUAGAAAUCUGUUGCUUCACGACCUUAGAAAUGAGCUGACAAAAUCAGUAAUUGACGGUGAAAAUGUUGAGGAACGAAUCAAAGAUGGAAUCAGGAGAAUUGAGUCGGUUACAGGUCAUGGUAAGGCAUACUCCUGGUCGGAGCGAUAAGGUCAGACCAAUCAAAUGACGGAGAAACGUCAAUCAGACUGAUUUUAAAUAUUUUGUACAAAGUUAUGAAGUUUACCGCGGACAAACUGUGACGAUGUAGAUUUUAGAGAGAACAUUCGAAAUUGUUAGGAAUUGAAAAUGGGCUCAAUUCGAAAGCUCUCGUCGAUCGAUGUAAUGUGUAUAAUACCUACGAAUCGUGUAAAAAUAGUAAGUCGAUUGACAGGAGGAGUGCGAUGAGCUGAAAUGACGCACCGAAGAAGAGUGUGACUAUAUAUUGAUUAAAAAGUGAGAAAAAAUUGAAACGAAUCCGCAGCAAUAAUUAUAAUAGAAGUAUCCCUGCACUGUCGCCUGAUUACUAUGCUGAAACCUACCGAUCGUGAGACUCGAAUUGUAUUUAGGUAUACUUUUAGGAACGUAACUAUACCCUUCGUUAUACGUACUGAAUCCUAUCACGAAAACCCACGUACAGAUUUGAAGUUGGAACUCCGGCUUAUUUUUCAUUUUCCAAAUUUUUCGGUAUAGUUCCGAGUGCCUUUUGCCGUAUCCGCAAGCUUCUUGUAAUUAUUCGAAAGAGUCCUGCCGUUUUUUCCAAAAAAAAAAAAAAAAAACAUCGAUCGAAUAUUAUGCAAUAUGUUCACCGCGUACCUCAAUUUAAUCGAUGAACGCGAUGCCUCCUUAUUUUCCAAAUCACGCUAGGGGGUCUCAACUUCACUUGUUAGAUAUUGCGAUGCGUCAUUGAUAUACUCAAUAUACCCAUGUAACUAUUUGCUCGGCGCAUACAUCGAGUAAUGAACGGUUAAGUGAAUAGGCAAACUUAUCGUUAAAUAAAUAUACCUGCCAAUCCUGACUUCUCAAUUAACCCGUAUAAGUAUAGUAGUAGAAGUAUGGACGCAUGUGUCUUAGGCAAACCAUUGUUUUCACCGCAUCCGUGGAAUGCUAAAAAUGUCCAAAAAAGCCUGCGGGUAAUGAGGCGCCUUUAAAAUGUGAUCAAAAUAUGAAAUUCGGCUCCAGGAGCGAAGGUAAUUCCAAGCGAGUCGACUCGGCCUUGUGUCGCGCAAAUUUUUGCAAAGCUCAAAAUGGUUUGAAUUUUUGAAAACCUUUGAUCGAGUUACACUUCUUUCUCGCUAUCUUCGGUACAACUAUACCUGCAUGGAGUUAUCUUGAAUGCCCCAUUUUGCCCCGACCCAUCCACUAUAAAUAUGUAUAAGAACAAGCAUGGUAAAUUUCCGAUAUUUUAUCUAUAUUAUAUAUUUGUAUAAAAUGCAUACGAUGUACGAGGGUGUUUGACGUUGGUGUGCGACGCGAGUAUGUGCAAUUUUUAACCAUUGACGUUAUUAGAAUUUGAUCGUUUUACAUAUGAAUUUCUAUAAACAUUCUCGCGAUGGAAUUGAAUUAUGGAAGGAUAUUAUCGCGGUUAUCGAUACCUGUAUUUAGACACAAAUGAUGUUCAUACCCUACAUUCCAACUUCUACGUAAAGGAGAACGGGCCCAUAUCCGAUCCGAAUGUAUGUCCAACUAACGGUGAAAAAGUCAUUGUGCAAAAUUGGGGUGAAAAAAAAAAAAUCAGGUUCAAGCCUCAACAACGUAUCAAAUGUUGAUACCUUGGUAGCAGUGCUUCAACUGCACAGAUAUCCUCGAACACAAAGCUCACUCGAUAAUGUAUAUUAAGGCAUUUUUAUACCCCAGGUCCUCGAAAAAAUUUGUAUAAGAAGACGUGAAAAAUUUAUGCUUGUAUACUUUACGUCAUAAUACUGGAUGAUCGUUGCCGUCAUUCUUUUUGUUAUCAUUGUUGUUACCGUUGUUAAUUUCAUCGUUACUUUUAUCAUUAGCGUAAUGUCCGUCAUAAUUACUAUUGUUAUUACUAUCAUUAACAUUGGAGUUGGAGAAAAUUUUUGAACAUUACCAGACGCACUUCUGCUUCGCACUGAAACCGGUAGACGUAUGAUGGUGUAUGUUGCGGUGUAUGUCAUCGAAGACGAUUGUGCGCGAGCAGGAAUUCCAAAAAGUGAUUAUUAAUGUUAUUUUCGCACGGCAUCUAUUAAUAUUUGUUACCUAGUAUUCAUAUUUUAUAUAUAUACGUAUAAUAUGCGGUAUACGCUGUAUACUUAUUAUUUUAUCAUAAUAAAUAUAAUAUAAUUCUUGUUGACCAAAA
Molecule: messenger RNA, 4677 nt
Organism: Athalia rosae (coleseed sawfly)
Lineage: Eukaryota; Metazoa; Arthropoda; Insecta; Hymenoptera; Athaliidae
Product: aquaporin-like
Exons: 4
Coding region: 1357-2184 (275 amino acids)
Biological process (GO): transmembrane transport
Cellular component (GO): plasma membrane
Molecular function (GO): water channel activity
Source: RefSeq, a predicted model, not a curated record